GCAAAACUGGGGGACUGGGAACGCGCUGAGACGUUCCUCUUUCCCGCGUCUCCACCUUUACGCCUGAAAGAAGACUCCCAAAGAUCGCUUUCUUCUGGGACACUGCUUGGACGCUAACCGCGCGAUUGGAACAGAUUUUGUGUCUUGGCUGGCUUUGGGUGAAGACCGGGGAGAAAAGGCUGCGCUGCGAUUCUCAAGAUCUCUGGACUUGGAUUAUCAUUGCAAAUCCAUUAAAGAAGGAGGAGCAAGUGGAUUUCAGAGAGGUAGUUCUGCAGAAAAAAAAAUGGUGAUUUCUUUGAACUCAUGCCUGAGCUUUAUUUGUUUAUUAUUAUGCCAGUGGAUUGGGACAGCAUCACCUCUGAAUCUCGAAGACCCUAAUGUGUGUAGCCACUGGGAAAGCUACUCAGUGACUGUGCAAGAGUCAUACCCACAUCCCUUUGAUCAAAUUUACUACACGAGCUGCACUGACAUUCUAAACUGGUUUAAAUGCACGCGGCACAGAGUCAGUUAUCGGACAGCCUAUCGACAUGGGGAGAAGACUAUGUAUAGGCGCAAGUCUCAAUGUUGUCCUGGAUUUUAUGAAAGCGGGGAAAUGUGUGUCCCCCACUGUGCUGAUAAAUGUGUCCACGGUCGCUGUAUUGCUCCAAACACCUGUCAGUGUGAGCCUGGCUGGGGAGGGACCAACUGCUCCAGUGCCUGUGAUGGUGAUCACUGGGGUCCCCACUGCACCAGUCGGUGCCAGUGCAAAAAUGGGGCUCUGUGCAACCCCAUCACCGGGGCUUGCCACUGUGCUGCGGGCUUCCGGGGCUGGCGCUGUGAGGACCGCUGUGAGCAGGGCACUUAUGGUAACGACUGUCAUCAGAGAUGCCAGUGCCAGAAUGGAGCCACCUGCGACCACGUCACGGGGGAAUGCCGCUGCCCACCAGGAUACACCGGAGCCUUCUGUGAGGAUCUUUGUCCUCCUGGUAAACAUGGUCCACAGUGUGAGCAGAGAUGCCCUUGUCAAAAUGGAGGAGUGUGUCAUCACGUCACUGGAGAAUGCUCUUGCCCUUCUGGCUGGAUGGGCACAGUAUGUGGUCAGCCUUGCCCCGAGGGUCGCUUUGGAAAGAACUGUUCCCAAGAAUGCCAGUGCCAUAAUGGAGGGACGUGUGAUGCUGCCACAGGCCAAUGUCAUUGCAGUCCAGGAUACACAGGGGAACGGUGCCAGGAUGAGUGUCCUGUUGGGACCUAUGGUGUUCUCUGUGCUGAGACCUGCCAGUGUGUCAAUGGAGGGAAGUGUUACCAUGUGAGUGGUGCGUGCCUCUGCGAAGCAGGCUUUGCUGGUGAGCGCUGCGAAGCACGCCUGUGUCCUGAGGGGCUCUACGGCAUCAAAUGUGACAAACAGUGCCCCUGCCACUUGGACAACACUCAUAGCUGUCAUCCCAUGUCUGGAGAGUGUGCCUGCAAGCCGGGCUGGUCAGGACUCUACUGUAAUGAGACAUGUUCUCCUGGAUUCUACGGGGAAACUUGCCAGCAGAUUUGCAGCUGCCAAAAUGGGGCAGACUGUGACAGUGUGACUGGAAAGUGCACCUGUGCCCCAGGAUUCAAAGGAAUUGACUGCUCUACCCCAUGCCGUCUGGGAACCUAUGGGAUAAACUGUUCCUCUCGCUGUGGCUGUAAAAAUGAUGCAGUCUGCUCUCCUGUGGACGGGUCUUGUACUUGCAAGGCAGGCUGGCACGGGGUGGACUGCUCCAUCAGAUGUCCCAGUGGCACAUGGGGCUUUGGCUGUAACUUAACAUGCCAGUGCCUCAACGGGGGAGCCUGCAACACCCUGGACGGGACCUGCACGUGUGCGCCUGGAUGGCGCGGGGAGAAAUGCGAACUUCCCUGCCAGGAUGGCACGUACGGGCUGAACUGUGCUGAGCGCUGUGACUGCAGCCACGCAGAUGGCUGCCACCCUACCACGGGCCAUUGCCGCUGCCUCCCUGGAUGGUCAGGUGUCCACUGUGACAGCGUGUGUGCUGAGGGACGCUGGGGCCCCAACUGCUCCCUACCCUGCUACUGUAAAAAUGGGGCUUCGUGCUCCCCUGACGAUGGCAUCUGCGAGUGUGCACCAGGCUUCCGCGGCACCACUUGUCAGAGGAUCUGCUCCCCUGGUUUUUAUGGGCAUCGCUGCAGCCAGACAUGCCCACAGUGUGUCCAUAGCAGCGGGCCCUGCCACCACAUCACCGGCCUGUGUGACUGCUUGCCUGGCUUCACAGGUGCCCUCUGCAACGAAGUGUGUCCCAGUGGCAGAUUUGGGAAAAACUGUGCAGGCAUUUGUACCUGCACCAACAACGGAACCUGUAACCCCAUUGACAGAUCUUGUCAGUGUUAUCCCGGUUGGAUCGGCAGUGACUGCUCUCAACCAUGUCCACCUGCCCACUGGGGCCCAAACUGCAUCCACACCUGCAACUGCCACAAUGGAGCUUUCUGCAGCGCCUACGAUGGGGAAUGUAAAUGCACUCCUGGCUGGACAGGGCUCUACUGCACUCAGAGAUGUCCUCUAGGGUUUUAUGGAAAAGACUGUGCACUGAUAUGCCAAUGUCAAAACGGAGCUGACUGCGACCACAUCUCCGGGCAGUGUACUUGCCGCACUGGAUUUAUGGGACGGCACUGUGAGCAGAAGUGCCCUGCAGGAACAUAUGGUUAUGGCUGUCGCCAGAUAUGUGACUGUCUGAACAACUCCACCUGCGACCACAUCACCGGAACCUGUUACUGCAGCCCCGGAUGGAAGGGAGCGAGAUGUGAUCAAGCUGGUGUUAUCAUAGUUGGAAAUCUGAAUAGCUUAAGCCGAACCAGUACUGCUCUCCCUGCUGAUUCCUACCAGAUCGGGGCCAUUGCGGGCAUCAUCAUUCUUGUCCUAGUUGUUCUCUUCCUACUGGCAUUGUUCAUUAUUUAUAGACACAAGCAGAAGGGAAAGGAAUCAAGCAUGCCAGCAGUUACCUACACCCCUGCUAUGAGGGUCAUCAAUGCAGAUUAUACCAUUUCAGGAACCCUUCCUCACAGCAAUGGUGGAAACGCUAAUAGCCACUACUUUACCAAUCCCAGCUACCACACGCUCACCCAGUGUGCCACAUCCCCUCACGUCAACAACAGGGAUAGGAUGACCGUCACGAAGUCAAAAAACAAUCAACUGUUUGUGAAUCUUAAAAAUGUGAACCCUGGGAAGAGAGGCCCUGUGGGGGACUGCACUGGGACAUUGCCAGCUGACUGGAAACAUGGUGGCUACCUCAACGAGCUUGGUGCUUUUGGACUUGACAGAAGCUAUAUGGGAAAAUCCUUAAAAGACCUGGGAAAGAAUUCUGAAUAUAAUUCAAGUAACUGCUCCCUAAGCAGUUCUGAGAACCCAUAUGCCACUAUUAAAGACCCACCUGUACUUAUCCCUAAAAGCUCAGAGUGUGGUUAUGUGGAGAUGAAAUCGCCAGCACGAAGAGAUUCCCCAUAUGCAGAGAUCAACAACUCAACUUCAGCCAACAAGAAUGUCUAUGAAGUUGAACCUACAGUGAGUGUUGUCCAAGGAGUAUUCAGCAAUAGUGGGCAUCUCACCCAGGAUCCAUAUGACCUCCCAAAGAAUAGUCACAUCCCUUGUCAUUAUGACCUGCUGCCAGUCCGAGACAGUUCAUCUUCUCCCAAGCAAGAGGACAGUGGCGGUAGCAGCAGCAGCAGCAGUGAAUGACACCAAAGGACUGCUUGGUAGCCACUGGAAACCUUUCCAGAACUGCUGUUUGGUUCUUCUCCAUCCUCAAUUUUGCCACUUUCAUGUGAAUGUUAAUCAACUCGGUAGGCAAUUGUUGGACAUGAACCAGAAAGCUGAAAGCUGAGGCUGACACUGACUAUAGGUGCUUUUUGUUCAGGUGGAUUUGAAGGAGUUAGAGAUGUGAUUUGCCAUUGCUGUUAGUUUUUGAACUAUAACCGUGAAGCAUGACUUAUUGUAAGAUGUUUGCUGGAAGCAUGAACUUGCAGAACUCCCUCGGAGACGCAGGUUGCAGUGGACAUUGGCAUUGUUGCUUGAACAAUUAAACUUUGAAUAUUUUCUUUCUCAUUUGCAUUAUACAGCUGUACCUAGGAUUGUACAGUUUACCAUAAAAUUUACUUCAUGAAAGUGGGAAUCACUGAACAUGUAGAAGAAAAGGUACAUAUUGUUAAGUCCUUAUUCUUAACUUUAUUCAACUGGACUCAGAAUUGUAGGGAUAAUAUGAAUGCAGGAGGAAACAUUCUGUCAGGUGGUAUAACUGGAUAGACUUUGAAUAUACUCUAAAAGUGGACAGAAAAUUUAAAUAUGAAAAUCUUAGGUUUUGUUUAGAAUGAGAAAACAUACAAUUAGAAUUAUUUUAGAAAUAGUAGGAAGUAUUGCAGAAGUCAAUACACAAAUAUGCCAGGCAGAGGUGGUUUUCUCUCUGACCCUCAACCAGCUUCAGAUCUAUGACAUUAUUCUGAUCACUGGCUCCAUCAUACAUAUUCACCACUUGAGAUUCAUAACAUAUCAAUAGUUAUUUCAUAAAUAUAGAAAUGAAAUAAUUUUAUUUUUGACAGACUGGAUGGAAUGAGUGUGUAAUGAUUGAUAAAGAUUGUAAAUUUUAAGUGCAAAAUGAUGCCUACGUUUUGUAAACCAUUAGUAAUACGUGCUGUAAUAUAGAAUUAGCGGAACAUUUUGAUUAAUCUUUCCCUAGAAGUGACUGAAAUAUUUUUGUGCAUACAUAUUUGAGAAAGGGCACUUUCCUUUUAUUAAUUGUCAAUUUAGAGAAACUAUGCUUAAGCUGGUCUUUUGCAUUGCUAAUGUGACAUGUACCCCACUUUUCAUUAAUUUGUAUUUCCAUUUUUAAGUUGCAUAUUCUAUGUUUUGUAGUGUUUGGAUUGUUAAUGAAAAAUUAUUAUAUUAUAUGUUCAUUGUUCCUUGUAUUAUUGCCGCUUAUCUUUUGCUUGAUAAAAAUGCAUUGUUCUUUUUUCUUUUGGAGGCGCAAGAUGAAAAUAUAUAAUUUGAAUUGAU
This is a messenger RNA of Mandrillus leucophaeus (drill), 5008 nucleotides long. RefSeq names its product multiple EGF-like-domains 10 (gene MEGF10). The transcript has 27 exons. Gene Ontology annotation, molecular function: protein binding; scavenger receptor activity. NCBI's taxonomy places the organism in Eukaryota, Metazoa, Chordata, Mammalia, Primates, Cercopithecidae. The record is from RefSeq and is a predicted model, not a curated record. The coding region runs from base 284 to 3697 and encodes 1137 amino acids.